AUGGCAUCCAACACUUCUCCACUCUUCUCCCGCCAUGAUCGAUCGUCCAACGCCUUGCGCGCUCUGUCGUUGAGCCUGUCGCCGCUCUCGCGAGCCGAUGGAUCAAGUCGUUUCGCUUUCGGCGAGUCGACGGCCUCACCAUCGGGAGGGUCUUUACAAGCUAACAAGUAUCGGAACACUCCGACUUCAAACAGGUGAUUUGUCUGCACUCGCUUCCAUCACGGGGCCGACCGAGGUGCGGCUGCGCGACGAGCUCGUCGAUCGAGCCUAUCUCGAGAUCCAUCUACGACCGAGCAACGCAUUACCAGGUCAGUGGUCACCCAUAUCACGAAGAAACCACCCGCAACUCAUGCUCGUACUCACUCCCUCGUAGGCCCCGCGUCCAAGUCACACGAGGCGAUCCUGCGCUCGUUGCUCUCACCGCUGAUCCAGCUGCACCAGUACCCACGCUCCUUGAUCCAAUUGACUCUACAAACCCUAUCAGCCCCCUCGAUCUCGUUCCAAACGACCAUCGACCCCUCCGUACCUUCGCCUUCAUCCUCGUCCUCAGCCACUCUGAUCGGAGCGAGCGAACUCUCAGCCCUGAUCAACGCCUCGACCGGCGCCUUGCUCGACGCGGGCAUCAACCUCAAAGGCAUGCUCUUCUCCAUAGCCGUCGCGUUCCUACCCCUCGGAAACCACUCCACUGAGAACCCAAGACAGUCGAGCAAAGAGAUGCGGUUGGACCCGACCCCGAUGGAAGAAUCGAUCGCGGCCUCGACCCACGUCUUUGCCUUCUCGUUCGGCGUCGGAGUGGGCGAAGAACUCGGCGAAUGCACGGGGAUCGAAUCCAAAGGCAACUUUGAUGAAGACGAAGUCAGUUUUUGCGAUAUGUGUUCGGCGCGCAAGACACUGCAGGCAAUCUAAUCAGCUCCCAGUUUUCUGGCACAGUUAUUCGAAGCGCAAGAAGUGGCCCAAAAGGCUUGCCAGGCCGUGCUCGCUUUCGUUCGGAAGAGCAUCGAGUCCAAGUACGCCGAGUCUCAGGUGGCCGCAACCAAACCGAACAAAAAGAACAAAACCAAAGACCGCUCCGAAGCAAAACCGAAAGAGAAGCCCGGGCCGGAACUCGAUGGGAUGGAUACCGAGUAA
This is a messenger RNA of Microbotryum saponariae, 1128 nucleotides long. The record is from the annotation of a GenBank genome assembly. NCBI's taxonomy places the organism in Eukaryota, Fungi, Basidiomycota, Microbotryomycetes, Microbotryales, Microbotryaceae.